Messenger RNA from Jatropha curcas, 1091 nucleotides. Its product is annotated as EPIDERMAL PATTERNING FACTOR-like protein 3. Lineage: Eukaryota; Viridiplantae; Streptophyta; Magnoliopsida; Malpighiales; Euphorbiaceae. Gene Ontology annotation, biological process: stomatal complex development; guard cell differentiation. The record is from RefSeq and is a predicted model, not a curated record.
AGAGAUAGGUCAUUACUAAUUAAUUAACACUGCAUGAUCUGAAUGGAUGGUUCAGAUUCAAAGUUCCAUGACUUAUUAUAAGCCAGAUAGAUUGCUUGUUAUCCAUCAGCCAACCUGUAUGAAAUUGACCAAACGUUGUGUCCUAUGAAUAGUUUGUUUAAUUAGUUGCAAUUAAUAUAUGUAAUUAAUCUGAGUUCAGUGGCAACUGACAAUCUUACCAAUGAAGCUUCAUCAUAAUCUGUUUGUUAAAAAGUUUCAGUUCAAAUCUUUACAUUGUAGAAGUCAAAAUAUUUGAAUUAAAACUACCCAGAAACAGAAAGGAAAAAUUUUUGUAGUGGAAGCUAACAAAUACUCUCUUCUUUUAUUGGCACCAGCAACAGAUUAUCAGAGGAAGAGGCUCUGCAGUCUAGCUGUGUGCAUGGUUGUCCUUCUGAAGUGAGUCUGACCAUCCAUGCCAAGAACGAAGAACCACUUCUCUUAUUUCUCAGUCUUCACGGAUACAAAAAAGAUCACCAUCGUCAUCAUUAUCAUCAUUAGGGUUUUCUAAUUAAGAAAUAUGAGAAGAAGAAUUUGCUUCUUUAUAAUAGCAAGUCUGCAGAUAAUCACUUGGUGGUGUUGUGUAGCAAGCUGGCAGCUUUCAUCACAUGAUCCUGCUGCUCCCAGACAGGGCCAAAUCCCACAAUUCCAACAAGCUGCAUUCGGACCAAAUCAGGGUACAAAGAGAAUUAAUGGAGUGGCUUAUGGUAAAGAACAAUCAUUUAGAGGGCUAAGUAGACUUGGGUCAACACCGCCAAAUUGUGAGAAUAAGUGUAAAGGGUGCGUUCCUUGUAAUGCCAUUCAAAUACCUGCAACAACUGAUCGCAAAAGAGUUGAAUAUGCUAAUUAUGAACCUGAAGGAUGGAAAUGCAAGUGUGGCUCUACUUUCUUUAACCCGUAGGAUUAGCUUAUGAGUUAAUUACUUAAGUUCUUUUUUUUAAGGUUUAAUAGGAAUUUUUUUGUCGGAAGGUUAAAGUUUUGGCUGUAAUCUUUAAUGUAUACAUCUUUAGGUUAGAGAUUUCCUUUUCUUAUAUUAUAUCAAUUAUUCUUGUUAA